UAACCAUAAAACAUGUUAUAUUUAUUAAAAAAAUAAAUGCAUUUAUAUAAUAUUCAAAAGUGACACCUAUAUAUAUAUCAGAGAGUUUGUAGCAUGUCAAAUUUUGAAAUGUUCAUUUCAUAGAUGUAAGAAUUAUAUUAGGUUAAACAUAUUCAUAACCAUCAACAAAUAGUAUUGCCACCUCACUGAUAGAAAUGUAAUAAAAGUGCCAGAACUAAAACUAUUAAAGCUAUAACCAAUGCCAAAUACAUAAUUUUAUUUGUUUCUGAGCUGAAUUUUGUUAGCACUUCUUUGCUAUCACUUUCUGAUGUGCUAUUCUGAUAUUCAGAUAUAUCUAAAAAACACAAAAAGUGAUGAGAUACAAUUGAGUUCAAAUGAAUUGAUAAAGAAAAGUGUGACAACAUUGUAUAUUGUAUCAUCAAAUUUCAAUGUCCUUUAGAUUCAAAAUGUUUCAUUCAGUAUAUAUUUUUUUGAACAUCUUCCAGUUUAUAUAUAAAUUUUAGAGUUUAUCCUGGAAUUUUCUAUGGUAAAAACAAAUAUCUUCAAAAUAGAUGUGAAAUAUUCAAAAAAUUAUAGAAAAUUAGGGAUUUUAAUUUACUUGUGAAUAGUUUUUGGAAUUUUGAAAAUAAUCCAUUUGGCUUGUGAAUUAUCUUACAAACAGGUAUGCACAUUUCCAUUUAGAAAUUAUAUAUUGUUAAUAUUGAUGAAACAAAACCCAUAAAAAUUUGAAUGAAGUGGAGAAGCCCAAUUGUAUAAAUUAAGUUUCCCACAAUGAAGUUCAAGAAUCUGUCUCACCUGCUUGUCCUUCAACAUCUUGAAUAGUUAAUUUACCAUUGAUUUUGAUAUCUAACAGCUCUUCAAAUGAAACUUUAGCAUCUUGAGGACCCUCCCCAGGAAACAAAUAGUCAGACAGGGUGACCUCACUGUUGGGAAGAGCUAUCAGAACCCUCCUAGGUGGUUCAUGAAGGCAAUUUAUGUCUGAAAAACAUUUUCUCAAAUUCAAUUCCUCACACCCUAGAAAGACUAUUGACCUUCUGAAUUUUCUUCCUCUGUUAAAGAAUCCCAAUGCAUUUCUAAUCUGGAUACUAAACUGCGCAUUAUAUCUUGUCUGAUGAAGUCUGAGGCUUCUUUAAUGGACAGUUUGGGUUGCAGCCACAGUUUGCUUGAAACUUUUCCUACUAACCUAAGCUGACCACCUGUUUCAAUAAUACUAUCUUGUUCUGAUGCAUCAUCACCCUCAGAAAGCUGAAGGAACAAAAAUGUAUUUUAUGGAAACCAAUUAGAGUAUUUCAAUAUGAAAUUAUGAACUCUGAAUUGACUAACCUUGGACUGAAAUAUGGAUACAAUCACAGGUUUUGAAUCACCUAUAUUGUCUGACCUACCCUUAUUUGACCUAGUGUGCCUUGUGUCAUUUUUUCCAACAUUUUCUAUACUUUCAUCACCUUCCUUGUAUUCUCCAUUGAACAAAAAUACUGAUUGUGCUAAAUUAUCAUGUAUCUCAUUCAUGAGUGCCUGAAAAUGUGAACUUCAGUGGAACUGUAGACCAUAAAUUGAUUGUUUAUACAUUGAUAUGUUUUUCUAGAGGAUAGUUGACUUCAAACUUCCUUAUAUACUGAAUUUUAUCUAUACCAUAGUCACACUGGACACUAUUCCAUUUUUUAGCAACAGUUUUAACUUCAGCAGGUUGAAUAAUAUGACUUGUUACAUCAUAUGCUUUACAAAAACACUUCUGGGUUUUUGGAUCAUAAUGUACUACUAGCUUUUCACUGGAUGAGUUACCAUACAAAUAUGUAUUUGUUUCUAGCUGACCAUGUAUUCUUUGUAAAACAGCCUUGACUUUAGGAUUGAAUGGAUUCAAAGAACUGUCAGGUGAUAUCACAAAAACACCUAAAACAUGCAUACCGCCAGGUAACAUCCUAGUUGUUUGCCUGGCAUGAUCAGACAUCCAGUUUUCAUUGAUUUGAUCUAGGCUUUUCAAUUUUUCAGGUUCAUUUAGAUUUUUAUCAUUCUCGGUAUGAAAUGGAGGAGUUUUGGCGAAAUGCAUCACAUAGUCCUUGCCUGUACAUGACUAGAAAACAUGAAUAGUUGUAUCAUUACCGUGGACAACAGGAACAUAUGUUUAGCACCAAAAUUUUCUACUCACUUGCCCUAAAAUAAGACCCAUGGCAUACGUGUUUUGCUGUGCUACCCUAUUCAAAUAAGAUAGAAGAUGCUCGUCUAUAAUAGCAGUUCUUACCAUGGUGACAAAAAUACUUUGAAAAACUCAAAAAUUGUAAAAAUAAUUUGCAAAUCGCAAAUCGCAAUACCUAACCUCAAUUGACAGUCAUUGUUGACAAAAAAUAAGAAGAGUGUUCUUUGUUCUCCUGUACUCAUGCCCAUGUCCUGUGCCAGAUAAGUACCAGACCAGUACACUGCGCUCUGCUUCGCUACCCGCAUUGAGCCAAUUGAAUUCUUAAUUAAAAUAGACAAGAAGUAUUCACCGAAAUUUAUCGUCUACGCUACUGCUAAAUGAUUAAUGCUGCUCAAUAUAAAUUCAUGAUAUCAUGCUGAUAUUUUCUCAUUCCACAAAACUUCCGACUAGAAGAUAGCAAAACUGCUCCUACCUUCGUGUUCAAACUGCAAAAUGACUCCUCAAAUCAAAAAACUGUGCGGGAAUUUCAAAUUGGGAGAAGCACCACAUUGGGACUCAGAGACUCAAACUCUAUAUUUUGUUGAUAUAAAUGGUUACACUAUUAACAAAUAUGUACCAGCGACGAGAAAACAUACCAGUGCCCAUGUUGGUAAGAAUGUUUCUGUCAUCAUCCCGAUUCAAGGAAAGAAAGAUCAGUUUGUCAUAAGUCUGGAGCGCGAGCUGGCCAUUGUUACGUGGGACGGAGAAAGUUCUAGACCGUCCAAAGUCGAAACCCUCUUAGAAGUAGACCAGAAUACUAAAAACGUCUUCAACGAUGGAAAAUGCGAUCCUUCCGGAAGAUUAUGGAUAGGUUCAAUGGGUGGACCCCCAGUGGUAAUAGCAGAUAUCCCUCUGGCUAAAGGUACCCUAUAUAGUGUGCAAAAAGGCGUUGUUAAAUCUCAUUUUGGAGGAAUCGGAAUCGCUAAUGGCAUCGCUUUCAAUACAGAACUGGCGAAAAUGUACUACAUUGAUUCUCGUACCGGUACUGUAGACCAGUACGACUUCGAUAUCAAAAAGGGAACAGUUUCUAAUGGUAAGCCAGUCUUCACUGCAAGCAAAAACGGCCUACAAGGAGUUGUUUUCGAUGGUAUGACUAUUGAUACCGAUGGUAACCUGUACAUCGCCACCUGGGGAGGAAGAAUCAUCAAAAUUGACCCAAGACGACCAGAAACUCUACUGGACACCAUCCAAAUGCCUGCUCAGAUCAUCUCUUCAGUUUGUUUCGGAGGACCAAAUCUAGAUGAGCUAUUUGUAACCAGCGGUCAAGUGGGAAUAACUCCUGGGGAACAUGAUGGCGCUGUUUUCACGGUCACUGGUCUGGAAGCCAGAGGAUUUGCUGAAGUCAAAGUUAUUUUGUAAUGACUAUAAUUUAACUAUAAUAUAUUAUUAUUCGCUUGUAG
This is a messenger RNA of Phaedon cochleariae (mustard beetle), 3570 nucleotides long. The record is from the annotation of a GenBank genome assembly. Lineage: Eukaryota; Metazoa; Arthropoda; Insecta; Coleoptera; Chrysomelidae.